UUCUCAUUGGCUAAAGACGAGGGUGGGUGGUGUCUUACUGUCCGCGUCUCCCGCUGGCUGGUGGGAGAGACAGGUUCUUGCCCCGCCCUUCGGACUAAUUUAGAUUUUAAACAAAAAGUGAAGGCAAUCGUGGUCGUCUCUCGUGUGUUCGCUCCCUAGGAGGGUUGAGUCUCGCUGAGCUCGGGGAGUUAGGGAGACUCGAGCGGUGAGAGAGCCCGGAACGAGUCCUUCGCGGAACCAUUGAGGCGAGUCCUCUGGGAGCACUUUGAGAGACGGACCCUGGCGGGCCGGGCCAGACCGGCAGGGAUGGCGGCACAGGCGGCCGAUGCGAGGCUGGGGGCUGCCGUGCCCGUGGAGCUGCGGCGGGAGCGGCGCAUGGUGUGCGUGGAGUACCCGGGCGUGGUGCGCGACGUGGCUAAGAUGCUGCCGACUCUGGGCGGCGAGGAAGGCGUCUCCCGUAUCUACGCAGACCCCACCAAGAGGCUAGAACUGUACUUCCGGCCCAAGGACCCGUACUGCCACCCCGUGUGUGCUAACCGCUUCAGUACUAGCAGCCUGCUGCUCCGCAUCAGGAAGAAGACAAGGCGGCAGAAGGGUGUGCCAGGCACCGAGGCCCACCCCGAGGUCACAUUUGACAUGGAGAUCCUUGGCAUCAUCUCCACCAUUUACAAAUUUCAGGGAAUGUCCGACUUCCAGUACCUGGCUGUGCACACGGAAGCAGGCGGCAGGCACACGUCGAUGUAUGACAAGGUGCUCAUGCUGCGGCCCGAGAAGGAGGGCUUCUUCCACCAGGAGCUGCCGCUGUACAUCCCCCCACCCAUCUUCUCCCGGCUGGACACCCCAGUGGACUACUUCUACCGACCAGAGACGCAGCACCGGGAAGGCUACAAUAACCCCCCCAUCUCGGGCGAGAAUCUGAUUGGCCUGAGCAGGGCCCGGCGCCCCCACAAUGCCAUCUUUGUCAACUUCGAGGAGGACGAGGUGCCCAUGAGGCCACUGGAGGCUGCAGUCCAGACAUGGAAGAGAGUUUGCACCAACCCCAUGGACCGGAAGGUGGAGGAGGAGCUGAGGAAGCUGUUUGAGAUCCGUCCCAUCUGGUCCCGGAACGCUGUCAAGGCCAACAUCAGCGUCCACCCCGACAAGCUCAAGGUCUUGCUUCCCUACAUGGCCUAUUACAUGAUAACGGGCCCCUGGCGAAGCCUGUGGAUCCGAUUUGGGUAUGACCCCCGAAAAAACCCAGAUGCCAAGAUUUAUCAAGUCCUUGAUUUCCGAAUCCGUUGUGGAAUGAAAUACGGUUACGCCCCCAGUGACUUGCCUGUCAAAGCGAAGCGCAGCACCUACAACUACAGCCUCCCCAUCACCGUCAAAAAGACGCCCAGCCAGCUCGUCACCAUGCAUGACCUGAAGCAGGGCCUGGGCCCGUCAGGGACAACCGGUGCUCGGAAAUCGGCCUCCAACAAGUACAAGCUCAAGGACUCGGUCUACAUCUUCCGGGAGGGGGGCCUGCCGCCCUAUCGACAAAUGUUCUACCAGUUGUGCGAUUUGAACGUGGAAGAGUUGCAGAAGAUCAUUCACCGGAAUGAUGGGGCGGAGAACUCGUGCACAGAACGGGAUGGGUGGUGCCUCCCCAAGACCAGCGACGACCUGAGGGACGCCAUGUCCCUCAUGACCCGGCAGACUAUCCGCUCUAAGAGGCCUGCUCUCUUCUCCAGCCCCACCAAGGCCGACGGCGGGAAAGAGCAGCUGACCUACGAGUCCGGAGAAGACGAGGAGGACGAUGAUGAGGAGGAGGAGGAGGAGGAGGAGGAGGAGGAGUUCAAGCCGUCGGACGGCAGUGAAAACGAGAUGGAGACGGAGAUCCUGGACUACGUGUGACGGGGCCCUGGGCCCAAGGCCGGGCCUCCCUGACCAGGCCAGACUGGUGACCGGCCUAAUGAGGGAGCCAGGGCAAGCCAUAGCUCCCCCGUGCCACCCACACAGAGCCAAUGGCCUUAGGAGCCCCCUCUGAGGAAAGCUGGGGAUCCCAGCAAAGGGCGCCGCUGACCCAGCGCUGGGCACACGUGACCUGCUGCUCUGUGUUGCCCUCUGGCUCUGCGCACGUGUGAACCAGCCCAGCGUCCGGCACCGAGCCGGCACCUACCACCUCUCUGGCUGAGACAAGCCAGGGGCCAGCUGCAGGUGGAGAUGGCGCACCUGGGGCAGGGCUGGUCUCAGCUGGGGUCUCGUGACUCUGGUGGCAGAGACGGUUCGGGGAGCCUGGUCCAUGGUCACUGUGGCCAGAGGCUGUCCUUGUGGACCCCAUCCAUUUGGGGUAGCUUUGGCAAAGGCCAUGCCCAGCUGGAAUUGUCCUAUUAAAUCAAUGUU
Messenger RNA from Propithecus coquereli (Coquerel's sifaka), 2364 nucleotides. RefSeq names its product general transcription factor IIIC, polypeptide 5, 63kDa (gene GTF3C5). NCBI's taxonomy places the organism in Eukaryota, Metazoa, Chordata, Mammalia, Primates, Indriidae. Gene Ontology annotation, cellular component: transcription factor TFIIIC complex. The record is from RefSeq and is a predicted model, not a curated record. Bases 307 to 1875 code for a protein of 522 amino acids. Gene Ontology annotation, biological process: transcription initiation at RNA polymerase III promoter. The transcript is spliced from 11 exons.